Molecule: messenger RNA, 872 nt
Organism: Eurytemora carolleeae
Lineage: Eukaryota; Metazoa; Arthropoda; Copepoda; Calanoida; Temoridae
Product: coiled-coil domain-containing protein 22 homolog
Exons: 7
Coding region: 57-725 (222 amino acids)
Biological process (GO): positive regulation of ubiquitin-dependent protein catabolic process
Molecular function (GO): cullin family protein binding
Source: RefSeq, a predicted model, not a curated record
CCUUUAAAAUGUAAAAAUUAUUGCUGCUACUAGAUGGAGUUGAAAACUACGAGAAGAUGAAAGAAUUACUCAACAAAUCUAAAUUUAAACUUGAAAGAUUAGAACAACAAUGGAACAAAACAGAGGAGCUGAUGAAUACUGAGUACACUGAGCUCAGUAGGGACCUGGAGAACAAGAAGAACAGAAGAAUAAACAACCCAGAAUCCAGUUCCAAGGAUAUUAUUGCUGAAUUAUCUGCAAAAAUCCUGGACUGCCAAAAGUUGAUAAAGAGGAACAGAAAGAUUGCGGAGAAAAUAGAUCUAAAGAUGAACCGAAUGUCCUACACAGACCGUAUCCUGGAUAUUCUUAAGAACGUAGAGAAGCAGCAGUUGGAUAUAGAUAAUAUACUGGUGGAUAUCAGGAGUGUACAGAAGGACAUUAACCUGGAGUCUGGUAAACUGGAGAGAACAUUUCUAGAACUUAAUAUUUCAAUCCAGGACAGGUUAGGAGGAAAGAAUGGAAAGGACGGAUUUGGAGAAAAGAUAAAGACGAUGAUAAACUUGAUUCACCAGGUAUGUUAUGAGACGGUUGAGGAGGUUCGAAGCCUAGGACGGGUGCAGCGGAGCUUUAGGCACCUAGAGCAGCAGAACUCAAACUCAACCUUGGAGCGGUUCUCAGAAAAGAAGAAGAAGCUUCUCGUCGACCUGACUGCUCUUAAAGCUGAAACUACUGAAGCUGUAAAUUAAAUAGUUUAUGUUUGUAAUAUUUUUUAUGUUUCAUGCAGUUGAAAACUUGCAUGAAACAAUGUAUUCUCGCUUCCGUAUACGAUUAAUGUCAGCCAAUGUUUACAUCCUCGAAGAAAAGUACGAAUAAAAUGACUGGUUCUAACGGUA